AUGCUGCCGCCCGGGCUGCUGGCGGCGGCGCCGGCGGUGGCGACACGGGCGGCGCUCGUGGUGCUGGACCUGCAGGCGGACUUUGUCGAGGCGGACAGCGCGGUGGUCGGGCGGUGCGUGGCGCUGGCGGCGCGGCUGCGGCGGGCGGCGGUGCAGGUGGUGUGGGUGCGCACGGCGUUCGGGAGCCCGCGCGCGGCCUGCGACCCGGCGGCGGGCGCGCUGCUCGUGGAGGAGAGCGAGAGCGAGAGUUCAAGUGAGAAUGAGGACACCAAAGACGAGAGAGACAGGAACAAUGACGCGGUGCUGGCGGCCCCGUGCACGCUGGCGGGCGAGUUUGUGCCAGCAGUGCAAGCGGCGAUUGCGGCGGGCGACACGGUGCACGUCAAGACACACUACUCGGCGCUGCAGACGCCGGCGCUGCUGCGGGCGUGCCGGGCGCAGCUGGUGACGACGCUGUACCUGGCAGGCGCGCUGUCGCACGUGUCGGUGCACGCAACGGCGGUGGACGCAGCGCGGCACGGCUUCGCGGUGGUGCUGGUGGCCGACUGCCUGGCGUUUGCGUCGCCCGCACGGCACCGUGCCGCCCUGGCGCGCAUGCACGGGCUGCUGGGCAUUGCGGGCGUGCCGGCAGCGGAGAUCAUGCGGGAGGAGGAGGAGAAUAAUAAUAAUGAUGACGACCAGGAUCAGACGGCCGACGGGGAGGCCCUGGCGCAGGCGCUGGCCGGGCUAGGGCUCGACGACGCCCGCGCGGCUACCGCGGGUACCGCGGCUACCGCGACUACGACGACGUACGGCGCGGGCGACUCGCGGCUGGUCACGGGGCUGGCGCUGGACCCGGCGGCGUUCGCGACGCUGCGGCAAGACACGGCGUGGCAGCCCAUGCGGCACCGCGCGGGUCCCGUGCCGCGGCUGGUGGCGGUGCAGGCCGUGCCGGACGCGGCUACGGGCGGCCUGCCGCUGUACCGCCACCCGGCCGACGCGCUGCCGCCGGUGCAGCAGCCCUUCUCGCCCGCCGUGGCCGCCAUCGCGCGUGUGGUCGAGGGCGUGCUGGGCCACCCGGUCAACCACGCGCUGCUGCAGCGCUACCGCUCGCCCGCCGACGCCAUCGCCGACCACGCCGACAAGACGCUGGACAUCGCGCCCGGGUCCAGCGUCGCCAACGUCAGCCUGGGGGCCGAGCGCGUGCUGGUGCUGCGGCCAAAGCCCGUGCCUGCCGCCGGCCGGGAGCACGCCCGCCGGCCGCCCGCCCAGCGCGUGCCGCUGCCGCACAACUCCGUGUUCGUGCUGGGCCCGGCCACCAACCGCGCCUGGCAGCACGCCGUGCGCCCCGACCGCCGCCCGCCGCACGUCAAGACCCCCGCCGAGCGCGCGUGCGGCGGCGAGCGCGUCUCGCUGACCUUCCGCCGCAUCGCCACCUUCACCCACCCGACCACCCACGCCAUCUGGGGCCAGGGCGCGACCGCCAAGUCGCCCGCCGACGCCCAGCCCGCCGUGCACGGCCCCAGCGACGCUGCCGACCGCCUGGUGCGCGCGUUCGGCCGCGAGAACCGCCACGCCGGCUUCGACUGGGCCGCUGAGUACGGCGCCGGCUUCGACGUCGUCAACCUGGGCGGCGAGCAGACCGAAGCCAGUGACCAGGGUUAG
Ophidiomyces ophidiicola is the source of this 1644-nucleotide messenger RNA. RefSeq lists its product as uncharacterized. The coding region runs from base 1 to 1644 and encodes 547 amino acids. NCBI's taxonomy places the organism in Eukaryota, Fungi, Ascomycota, Eurotiomycetes, Onygenales, Onygenaceae. The record is from RefSeq and is a predicted model, not a curated record. Gene Ontology annotation, biological process: DNA alkylation repair; DNA repair. Gene Ontology annotation, molecular function: dioxygenase activity. The transcript has a single exon. Gene Ontology annotation, cellular component: nucleus.